AUGCGUAGUGUUGUCGGUGCUCUUGCCCCUCACCUCUUGCAGUUGCUUCCGGAACCUGGGAACCCGAAAGCACCUGGGAACUUGAAAGAACCAGAUGAUGAUCUUGCAAAGGCGAAGCAAGGACUGCCUUCUUCGUCCAGAGCUGGGCAAGUCAUUGCAUCCCUGGGGUGCCCUGUUCCUAAGGGUGGCCCUGUCAUUCGAAGGAGCUCUGAGGCUGCCCCUGCCCCACCCGCCAAGUUGACCAAGACUGGACCUCCACCUGCUGCUGCAUCCACCCCUGCCAUCAAAGCUGAACCUGAUGCUCCGCCCGCCCCACGCCAAGAUACCCCGCCGGUGGAUGCUGAAGUGAACAGCAGUACACACCGCGCAGCACACGAGAAACAAGAACUUCUGAAGCAAUUUGUUGCCAACGGCGAGAACCUCAAGCGGAUGGAGACUACUUUGCACAUAACCCGGGAACAAAGUGGGGAGAUGACCCAGACCAAGGAGCUGCUCACAAUCCCGCAAAUGCGGGCCCGCGGAUUCAGCCAGACCAAGAUCGACUCGAUCAUUUCGAAGCAGACACCGCAUCCAGAUCCAGAUGCACCAGAAGACCCCGAGAGCGUUCGCUUUUGGGCCACGUGUGGUGGCUCUUUGUCGCAGAAGGAGCGCAGCACCAUCAGCGCAGCAGCAGCAGCAAAGAUCCAGAGCAAUUGUGAAGGGUUGGCAGCUAUGGUUGGGGCUGUCGAUUUGGAGUCGGGAGAGGAUGGGACCAAGGUUGGGAACGGACCAACGCUUAAGGCACUGGUGGAUGUGGCCAACACAGCAGACCCGACCCCAGCAUGCAAAGCAAAGUCCAAAGCCAAGGCAAAGGCAAAGGCGAUUGCGCAGCAGACCCCCAAGACCCCAGCUGAACACCGCAAAGCACUUGGAAACCUGGACUUAUUUUCCAUACUCAGCUUUCCCUGUUUUUCAUACCUUGGUUCCAAGAUAAAACCAUAUAUUCUGGAAUACCUUUGA
Cladocopium goreaui is the source of this 999-nucleotide messenger RNA. NCBI's taxonomy places the organism in Eukaryota, Dinophyceae, Suessiales, Symbiodiniaceae. The record is from the annotation of a GenBank genome assembly.